GAGAGAGAGAGAUCUGAAUGAUAUUGCUUUAUAAGUCCGCAUAUAGAGACACCACAUCUCUUUCUUUGCUCUUCAUUCACUUCUCUCAACGCCAAAUUUGCAGACUUUCCCAGGACCAUAAUUAUAGAAAAAGAAAAAAAAAAAAACUUUCCUUUUUGGAAUUUAAAUUGUGAAAAAUUCUCUUACCUUUUCUUCACCGUCAAUACUCUCUAACAAAACAUUCUCCGAUCGAUUCUUUCUUCUAUGCUCUGAUCAGACAACAAACUCACCGUGAAUUUUCUAUGUUCGAAUUUCUCUUGAGUUGUUGUUGAUGAUGAUGUUUAUGAUGGUUUGAUGCAGAUGGGUUUGCUGAAAGUUUCCUUUUUUACUUAAACAAAUCAAAAGUUUAGAGCUUGUUGAACGAUACUUUCAGACUUCAGAAUUUGCAGAUUGUUAAUAAUGGAUGCUACAACGAGUGGAAUCCCGGGUUUACAGUACAUUAACUUACCGGAGCAACCGGUUUCGACUACUACUUCUCCUCCAGUGUCUCCAUUUCAGAGGCCAAAACGUCAUUGUUUUGGUGACUCAACUCCUGGAGAGUUUCCUUUAGCAGCUAACCCUUCUAUUGUCCUUCAUGUUCUCACUGAAUGUAGAUUGGAUCCUCGUGACCUCGCUAAUCUAGAGGCAACAUGCUCUUUCUUUAGCCAGCCAGCAAACUUUGCUCCGGACUGUAAUCUAUCGUUACCGGAGCUGGCUGCUCUUGACAUGUGUAAUAAAAGGGUGAUCUUCAAGCCGAUGAAUGAAGAAGAACGUCAAGAGAUGAAACGCAGAUGUGGAGGAUCAUGGAAGUUAGUCCUUAGGUUUUUGCUGGCUGGUGAAGCGUGUUGCCGAAGAGAGAAAUCUCAAGCAAUUGCUGGUCCUGGUCAUAGUAUUGCAGUCACAUCGAAAGGCCAAGUUUAUACUUUCGGAUAUAACAACUCUGGACAGCUAGGACACGGCCAUACCGAGGAGGAAGCUCCAAUCCAACCUGUUAGAUCAUUGCAGGGGAUACGAAUCAUCCAAGCAGCUGCUGGUGCUGGUCGGACAAUGCUAAUAACCGAUGACGGGAAAGUUUAUGCGUGUGGAAAAGAUUGUUUCGGGGAAGCUGAACAUGGAGGGCAAGGGACUAAACCGGUUACAACUCCUCAGCUUGUAACAUCUUUGAAGAACAUAUUUGUUGUGCAAGCGGCUAUCGGGAAUUACUUUACCGCUGUUCUCUCCCGAGAAGGAACGGUUUAUACAUUCUCGUGGGGCAAGGAAGGUAUACUAGGACAUGGAACCGAGGCUGCGGAUGUCGAACCACAUCCUCUGUUAGGCCCACUCGAGAAUGUACCCGUUGUACAGAUUGCUGCUGGUUAUUGCUACCUUCUUGCCUUAGCUUGUCAACCAAAUGGCAUGUCUGUUUACUCGGUUGGUUGCGGUUUGGGAGGCAAACUAGGUCACGGCUCAAGAACGGAUGAGAAGUAUCCUAGGGUAAUCGAGCAGUUUAAGAUAUUAAAUCUUCAACCUAGGGUGGUUGCAGCAGGUGCUUGGCAUGCCGCGGUGGUAGGUCAGGAUGGAAGAGUGUGUACUUGGGGUUGGGGAAGAUAUGGAUGCUUAGGACACGGUAACGAGGAAUGUGAAUCAGUUCCUAAGGUUGUUGAAGGGCUAAGCCAUGUAAAGGCAGUUCAUGUUGCAACAGGAGAUUACACUACUUUUGUGGUCUCGGAUGAUGGCGAUGUUUUUUCGUUUGGCUGCGGCGAAUCCGCUAGUCUCGGUCACAGUCCCGUCUUUGAUGAACAGGGUAAUCGGAUUGCGAACGUGUUGAGUCCAGCGGUAGUAACAUCGCUGAAACAAGCGAAUGAGCGGAUGGUUCAGAUUAGUCUAACGAACUCGUUAUAUUGGAACGCUCAUACGUUUGCGCUCACGGAAUCAGGGAAGCUAUACGCGUUUGGUGCAGGCGAUAAGGGUCAGCUCGGAACAGAGCUUGGUAGAAACCAAUCAGAAAGGUGUUUACCGGAAAAAGUGGAUAUAGAUCUCAGCUAGCAAUUUCGUUGGCAAGAAUUGCGUUUGUUUGGAUCGCAAGAAAUUUGCGUGUUCUGUUUAUGUAUGUUUAUAAGGUUGUACAAAAGGGGGAACAGAAAAGUUAAGGAACUUGUCUUAACAUUUCAUUGUAUAGGGUUUUAGAUUAUUCUAAUUUGUUGUUCAUGGAUGAUUUAGGUUAUGUUAUUAAUAAUUGUCAAAUAAUCUCAUUUAAUCGAUUUAUUGUC
This is a messenger RNA of Camelina sativa (false flax), 2267 nucleotides long. RefSeq names its product ultraviolet-B receptor UVR8. The record is from RefSeq and is a predicted model, not a curated record. Lineage: Eukaryota; Viridiplantae; Streptophyta; Magnoliopsida; Brassicales; Brassicaceae.